Talaromyces amestolkiae is the source of this 1722-nucleotide messenger RNA. RefSeq lists its product as uncharacterized. Gene Ontology annotation, molecular function: RNA binding; pseudouridine synthase activity. Bases 1 to 1722 code for a protein of 573 amino acids. The record is from RefSeq and is a predicted model, not a curated record. NCBI's taxonomy places the organism in Eukaryota, Fungi, Ascomycota, Eurotiomycetes, Eurotiales, Trichocomaceae. Gene Ontology annotation, biological process: mRNA pseudouridine synthesis; tRNA pseudouridine synthesis. The transcript is spliced from 4 exons. Gene Ontology annotation, cellular component: nucleus.
AUGGCAAGAGGAAGAGGUGGAAAUAAUCAGAAACGCCAUAUGGGACGUAACGAAUAUUUUCGCCAGAAACGGGAUGACGGAAAUGAUCGAGAAGUGAACAAAGACCGAAAUGAUGAGGAACAAGCGCAAAAGAAGCGCAAGAUAGAAAAUGGCGAGGUGUCGGUGCCGAUAUAUGCUACUCAAUUCUCGGCAGAGGAUAUUGCUGCUGAGGAACGACGGCCGAAGAAGAAGGUAGCUGUUAUGAUUGGGUAUUCUGGCACUGGGUACCAUGGCAUGCAGCUGAGUCCCACCGAAAAGACUAUAGAGGGAGACUUAUUCGCUGCUUUUGUUGCUGCUGGCGCAAUCUCCAAGGCCAACGCAGCUGAUCCCAAAAAGUCUUCGCUCGUCCGAUGUGCUCGUACCGACAGAGGCGUUCACGCAGCUGGAAAUGUGGUUUCCCUCAAACUAAUCGUCGAAGAUCCCGACAUUGUUCAAAAAAUCAAUGACAACCUAAGCCCGCAGAUCCGCGUUUGGGGAUAUGAGACUGUCACCAAGGGUUUCAGCUGCUAUCAGCUUUGUGACUCGCGCAUGUACGAAUAUUUGAUUCCUACUCACUGCUUCUUGCCGCCUCAUCCCAGCACACACCUGGGUAAGAAGACUGUACAGCUUGCCGAGGAGAAAGGGGACAUGGAAGGUUUUCUUGCAAGACAAGAAGGGGUCUUGGACUUUUGGCAGGAUAUUGACGAGAAUGAGAUCAAGCCUAUCUUAGAGAAGGUGCCUGAAGAGAUUCGAAGGCUUGUUCAGAGAGCGCUGUAUAUCGAAGAAGACAGCAACAAAGAACCGCCAGUUGACAAGGAGCAACCCCAGCCUGUCGAUGUAACGGCCAAACUUGAAGAAGCUCAGGAGAUUUCAGCAUCCACCGAGGAGAACGCGCAGCAGAAGGACGGCGAAACCCAAGAAGCCCCCAAACCGAAACUUACCGCCGAGCAAAAAGAAAUUAUCAACACCAGCAUCAAACAAAUAAAAGCUGCCUACCAGUCCGCCAAACGCGCCUACCGCAUCCCCCCAAACCGCCUACAGAGAGUCCAAGACGCGCUCGACAAGUACAUCGGCACCCGCAACUUCCAUAACUACACCAUCCAAAAGACAUUCCGCGACCCAUCCUCUCGACGAAUCAUCAAAUCCUUCGUCGCCAACAAGGAGCCCAUCAUCAUCAAUGGCACGGAAUGGGUGAGUCUCAAGGUCCACGGACAGAGUUUCAUGAUGCAUCAGAUUCGUAAGAUGGUAGCCAUGGUCGCGCUCAUAGUUCGUUGCGGAUGCGAUCCCAAAAUCAUUGAGGAGAGUUAUGGUUCUACGAAACUAUCAAUCCCCAAGGCUCCCGGAUUAGGUCUGUUGCUGGAGCAUCCGAUUUUCGAUUCGUAUAACAAGAGGGCCGCGAAGGAUUUUAAUAGGGAGACGAUUGAUUUUGCCAAGUAUGAGAAGGAGAUGAAUGAGUUCAAGCAGAGGGAGAUUUAUGAUCGAAUUUUCAGGGAGGAGGAGGAAUCGAAUGCGUUCGGUGUCUUUUUCAACCAUGUCGACCAUUAUCCGGCGAAUACUUUCCUUUACCUGACUUCGGCAGGCAUCGCAGCCUCUCAAGGAUCCGAUCCGCGUGCUACGGCUGGAAAGGUGAAGGCCAGCGAAGAAACUUUGGCAGGUAUCGAGUCGGAGCCUGAGGAAGAUGCAUCUGGUGCAGAGGGAGGUUAG